Pungitius pungitius (ninespine stickleback) is the source of this 3548-nucleotide messenger RNA. It is a transcript of the gene kcnh8, whose product is annotated as potassium voltage-gated channel, subfamily H (eag-related), member 8. The transcript is spliced from 16 exons. Gene Ontology annotation, molecular function: voltage-gated potassium channel activity. The record is from RefSeq and is a predicted model, not a curated record. Gene Ontology annotation, cellular component: plasma membrane. Bases 129 to 3227 code for a protein of 1032 amino acids. Gene Ontology annotation, biological process: potassium ion transmembrane transport; regulation of membrane potential. Lineage: Eukaryota; Metazoa; Chordata; Actinopteri; Perciformes; Gasterosteidae.
CCGGCUUUACCGGAGGGCUCCUUGUUCAAAUAGGUUCCGCGGCUUAGAUGGGAACGACACACACAUUAGGACGACUUGCGCCAUCUCUUCACUAACUUUGAUGAGGACUUCGAUAUCAAGCAGGGAACAUGCCUGUGAUGAAAGGAUUAUUAGCGCCGCAGAACACGUUUCUGGAUACUAUAGCCACUCGGUUUGAUGGAACUCACAGCAACUUCAUCCUGGCUAAUGCGCAGGUGCUGAAGGGCUUUCCCAUCGUCUACUGCUCCGAUGGCUUCUGCGAGCUCACGGGCUGCUCGCGGGCCGAGGUCAUGCAGAAGAGCUGCGCCUGUAAGUUCCUGUACGGGCCGGAGACCAGCGAAAGCAUCAUCCUGAGCAUCGGCAACGCCCUGGAAGAGCGGAAGGAGUUUAAAGACGAGAUCAUGUUCUACAAAAAAACAGCUGUGCUGUUCUGGUGCCUGCUGGACAUCGUGCCAAUUAAGAACGAGAAGGGAGACGUGGUGCUCUUUCUGGCUUCGUUUAAGGACAUCACAGACACCAAAGCCAAAGCCAUCCAAGAGGACAAGAAGGAAGAGCGACGGCGCGGCAGGGUGAAAACAGGCUCGCAAUUCAGCUCGGCUCGUCUGCGGAGGAGCACGGUGCUCUACCACAUCUCCGGUCACCUGCACAGCCGGGAGAAGAGCAAGAUCAAACUCAACAAGAAUGUGUUCGGGGAUCCGCCCGCUCUGCCGGAGUACAAGGUGGCGGACGCCAAGAAGUCGAAAUUCAUCCUGCUUCACUACAGCACGUUCAAAGCCGGCUGGGAUUGGCUGAUACUCCUCGCCACCUUCUACGUCGCCGUGACGGUGCCCUACAACGUCUGCUUCAUCGGCGACGACGACGACCUGACGCGCAGCACGACGGUCAGCGACAUCGCCGUGGAGAUACUCUUCAUCAUAGACAUUGUUUUUAAUUUCCGCACAAGUUACGUCAGCAAAUCGGGACAGGUGAUCUUCGACGCUCGGCAGAUCUGCAUCCACUACCUGACCACGUGGUUUGUCAUCGACCUGGUUGCCGCUUUGCCCUUUGACCUUCUCUAUGCCUUCAAAGUCAGCGUGGUGUCAGUGGUCCACCUGUUGAAAACAGUCCGUCUGCUCCGUUUGCUGCGGCUCCUCCAGAAGAUGGACCGCUACUCGCAGCACAGCACGGUGGUCCUGACGCUGCUGAUGUCCAUGUUCGCCCUGCUAGCCCACUGGAUGGCCUGCAUUUGGUAUAUCAUCGGCAAGAUGGAGAUAGAGGCCAACGCCUUCAACUGGGAUAUCGGAUGGCUCCACGAGCUGGGGAAGCGCCUGGAGUCGCCGUACUUUGCCGAAGGAGAGGUGAACGGGACCAGCAACGGCCCCCCCAUCCGCAGCGUCUACAUCGCCUCCCUCUACUUCACCCUGAGCAGUCUGACCAGCGUGGGCUUUGGAAACGUUUCGGCCAACACUGACAUUGAGAAGAUCUUCUCUAUUUGCGUCAUGCUUAUCGGAGCCCUGAUGCACGCGUUGGUCUUCGGAAACGUGACAGCCAUCAUCCAGAGGAUGUACUCCCGCUGGUCACAGUACCACACCAGAACCAAAGACCUCAAGGACUUCAUACGCGUCCAUCAUCUGCCGCAGAGCGUCAAGCAGCGGAUGUUGGAGUAUUUUCAGACGACCUGGUCGGUCAACAACGGCAUCGACUGCAACGAGCUGCUCAAGGACUUCCCGGACGAGCUGCGAUCCGACAUCACCAUGCACCUCAACAAGGAGAUCCUGGAGCUGUCGCUGUUUGCCUCGGCCAGUCGCGGCUGCCUGCGCUCCCUCUCGCUGCACAUCAAGACCUCCUUCUGCGCUCCCGGAGAGUACCUCCUCCGACAGGGCGACGCGCUGCAGGCCAUCUUCUUUGUCUGCUCCGGGUCCAUGGAAGUGCUGAAAGACGGCAUGGUGCUGGCCAUCCUGGGUAAAGGCGACCUGAUCGGGGCGAACCUGUCCUUAGAUGACCGAGUGAUAAAAACCAACGCGGACGUGAAAGCCCUGACGUACUGUGACCUGCAGUGCGUGAACCUCCGGGGGCUCUACGAGGUGUUGGAUCUCUACCCCGAAUACUCGCAGAACUUUGUCCACGACAUCCAGCAGGACCUCACGUACAACCUGAGGGAGGGACACGAGACCCACAUUAAGGCCCGACUAUCCAGCGCCGCACUAGAUGCCCAGCCCGGGGUGAGGAGGAAUGGGGGAGUGGUUCAGGGCUACCCGCGCCUCAUAGAGGCGCUGGAGGAACUCGAGGAAGACGAAGAGGAGGAGGAAGAGGAGGCCACGCCCGCGCCUCUGUCGUCCGAGAGGAGUCGGGCGGUGACCCUCGGGAAGCCUCAGCCGAGCCGGUCCGGCGGGAAGACCUCGGCACAGAGUUCCACCGGGUCUCGGAGGAAGAACCAGGAAAUUACUCUCACCACUUUGGACUCGUCCAACCUCAGCCCCAGGAUAGUGGACGGCACCAAGAACAACGGGGGGACAGAGGGGUCCUUGGCUCUCUCCUUCUCAGCCAGGGGAGGACACCCUGUCCACGAACCAACCAGUGCCUCAGCGUCCUCCACAGAUGUGCUGCAGAUCAGCACGGCAGAGUUAGCAGUUAAAGCAGAAGAGACCAGAGGACAACUGCAACACCUCGACCAGCAGGUGAGUAACCUCGGGAGGGAAGUCGCUGACCUCGGACAGGUCAUGAGGAGAAUGGCUCAACUGAUGGAGACCGUGGUGUCCUCGGCGCCGCAGCCGCCUCACCGCUCCCCAGCACACCCACACCCACGCCUGCCCCACCCUACCCCUCCUACGUCGUACCCCUCGCCCGCCUCCUCUCAGACUGCCUCCGUUUGGACAGACGCGCCGUCUCCCUUCACCGUCCCCCAGCAACACGGCGGAACGUGCCGCACGGACCUCCUCGCUCACCUGUCCCAGGACCUGCAGCCGGGUUACUCCGCUUUCCCCGUCCCGACCCCCGACCCGUCCGCGCUCCAACCACAGCCCGUCGUCUCAGACCCUCGCCUGCCUCCCUCCCCGCGCUGCUCGCCGGAGACGCCCCGCUUCGACGUCGGGGUCCCCGCCGCCAUCGGGUCGCGGGAACGCGAUGCGCCGCCGGAGGACGGGGGAGACGGGGGCCGCCAUCAGAGCUCUGGGUGCUUACUGCAAACGGGACUUGGGGCCUCCUACCACAACCCACCUAAGGCUUUGUAGCAGUCCUCCGGCUGAACUUUGCGGGGGCCGCGCAGGACUUAAUCCGGGACAUUUUUCGGGGGACAUCUUCCCGGGCUGAACGCAUCAUAUCAUUGGAGGAAGGUUUCCAGGGACUCAACGUAUAUUCCUUUUUUGUUUUUGAAGGCACGUGUUUAAAAAUAUUGCGGCAUGAAAACAGGCACAGAAGGUGUAGGUGCGUUAGCUUUACCUUGUAGAAUGUAGCGCUGUUAGACACGCUGUAGAGGUUUGGGUCUCUCUCCCUCCUGGCUGUUAACGUCUUCCGGUCAGCUGGUCUGGUCGGAGGUGCAAAAAGCAUCGUGA